CAGAGGGUCUAGAGUUCGCGCAAACCUUAUUCCCUCCGACCUCCCCAGCACGUGUCCACGUGUCCAUGCACGCGAUACCAACCCUGGAGUUACGUAAGUUCCUAUUAUGCCUGCUCCUGUCGUCUGCCAUCUCAUCCCUGAAUUCUGGGACUCUCCAGAUUGUUUAAGACUUGAUCUACUCCUGCCAGUGGCACGUGUGGGGCUGUGGCCUUGUGACCCAGAGUUCCUGCUGCCCACAGUAUCCACUGCCCACCCCAGGGCGGCCGGCCGCUGCCCAGGGCCUCCCAGUACCACUCAGCUCCAUAAAGCCUGUGUCAGGGUCCCAGGAUAUGGGGUGUGUGGGUCUCAUGCUGCCAGAGGGGCACUGCCCAGCCACAACGCUGGGGUGGCUCCACCCAGCCUCUUCCUCCUGCCGUCUGCGCUGACUCACCACCCGAGCCAGGGCUCCUGCCCCAGAGCCCAGCCAGGCAUCAAAGGCAUCUAUAAAAGCAGACUGGUUCAGGCCCCAGCAUCCUGCUUGAUCACCACCUGUCGCCGCGCAAUGUUGGGAGGCCUGGGGAAGCUUGCCGCCGAGGGUCUGGCCCACCGCACCGAGAAGGCCACCGAGGAAGCUGUUGAUGUCGUGGAGGGAGUGGUGAAGGAGGUGGUGGAGCCUGCCAAGGAGGCUGGAGAGAACGGUUUCAGUCUGACUGACUAUGUGGCAGGCAUGUGCUGGGACAUGGGGUGACCACAGGGAGGAGCAAGAAUCCCAUCUUAAAGCCGCAGCAACAGCAGGGCCUAUAAACGCACUAAGUUACUUGUGAUGGAAGGAUGGAUGAGAUGCUGGCAGGCAGAGAGGACUUUCAGGAAAAGCCACUGAGAUGUGAUACUCAAGCAGGGAGUGGGUGUGGGUAUUCCAGAAGGAGGGACCAGAACUAAGACACAUGGUUCUGGGAAAGAGGAAGGUUCUUUGAGGAGAGUUACCCAGAGUGGCAAAAGCAUCUUUUCUCCUUCAAGACAAAACCCUUAACAUUCCCCCAUGUUGCAAGAUAGUCUUAAAUUAUUUCCCAUGACUGAAUAUUUCAUAAGAAGACAUAUUAUCACUUAGC
Molecule: messenger RNA, 1088 nt
Organism: Balaenoptera musculus (blue whale)
Lineage: Eukaryota; Metazoa; Chordata; Mammalia; Artiodactyla; Balaenopteridae
Gene: FAM25A
Product: family with sequence similarity 25 member A
Exons: 6
Coding region: 107-727 (206 amino acids)
Source: RefSeq, a predicted model, not a curated record